AUUUAGGGUUCAGUUUUUUAUAAACAUUUGUUUUUAAAAUGUCUGGAGAACAAGGUUUCUAGACUUUGUCCACAACUAACAUACAAAGAAAAUUUCAGGUGAUAUCGAAGCAAUGCAUGAAAAGAAAGUUAUAGUUCCGCAAGGAACCACAAUCCAUCAGGAAAAGCCUUUUGUGUACAUUUUGAGUUCGAAAUAUCGUACAGAGUGUUGUGAUUUUUGCUUUAAAAAGUCAAACGACUUGGCUAAAUGCUCCAGCUGUAAAUACGUUUAUUACUGUGGGAAAAUAUGCCAGAGACAAGGCUGGGGUAUACACAAACAGGAGUGUAAAAACUUGAAGAAAACAUUGCCUAGAAUCCUGCCAGAUGCUGCAAGACUUCUUUAUAGACUUUACAAAACUUUAGAUAACGGUGGUGAUACUUUUCGAUCAUACUACACAGAAAAAAAGUACAGAGUAUGGAGAGAUUUAAUUUCACAUUAUCCAGAAAUAAAGAGAGACAAAAAAAGAAUGGAACAUCUGACAUCACUGUACGGAGUUUUAUAUGAGUUUUGUGAUGGGGAGAUGUUGCCAAACAUUGCUGAACUUACUGGAUUUUAUGGCAGAAUGUGUGUGAAUAGUUUCAACAUUUGCAACCAGGAGCUUCAAAGUUUAGGCACGGGUAUCUAUUUAGGUGCCUCUAUCAUUGAUCAUUCCUGCCAACCUAAUGCAGUGGCCGUAUUCGAAGGUACAACAAUUUUUAUAAGAACCCUAGAGACUUUACCCUGUUUGGAUUGGUCAAAAGUUAGAAUAAGUUACAUAGAUGUAUUAGCUUCGACUGAGGAGCGCAAAAAUGAACUGAAAGAAACUUAUUACUUUAUGUGUGACUGUCCUAAGUGUUUGGGGCCUGAGAAUAUGUCUGAAAUGUAUGGAGCGGCAUGCCAAAAUAGAAACUGUGAUAAUUACAUAGACGUUAGUGAAAAAAUAUGCAAAAAAUGUGAUAAUGUUUUGAGCGAAGAUUUUGUGGAACAUUUUAGAAAUAUAAUGGAAUUUUCAUCAAUGCAUUUGGACUCUAUGAGAAACACUACAUUAGAUUUAGAUGUUUGCAGAGUGUGCUUGAGGAAACAAGAAGGUGUCUUGUACAAAUACAAUCUAAAACACAUUAAAAUGCUAGAUCUAGCCUUUGAAAGCUCUAUAGAUUUGGAAGCUUUCGACAUAGCUGCUGAAUAUGGUUUAAAACUUAUCGAAUGUUAUCACAUGUAUUAUCCUACCGUACAUCCACUCACUGGUCUGUUACACUUAAAACUCUGUAAAUUGCUGCUGUAUCAAGAUAAAACCAAGGAAGGUAUCGUUCAUUUAAGGAAAGCAAGUGAUAUAUUAAAAAUUACCCAUGGAAAUAGUAGCAUAUUAUAUAAAACUGAAGUAUUACCUUUAAUUCAACAAUGUAGAAGUAUGUUAAAAGGAAUAAACGGCUUUAAAUAAUCAA
Messenger RNA from Sitophilus oryzae (rice weevil), 1460 nucleotides. It is a transcript of the gene Smyd3, whose product is annotated as histone-lysine N-methyltransferase SMYD3. Gene Ontology annotation, molecular function: protein binding. Lineage: Eukaryota; Metazoa; Arthropoda; Insecta; Coleoptera; Curculionidae. Gene Ontology annotation, cellular component: nucleus. The transcript is spliced from 8 exons. The record is from RefSeq and is a predicted model, not a curated record. The coding region runs from base 113 to 1456 and encodes 447 amino acids.